UAUUAUAACCAAAAUAUACACACACGUGUGAACUGUUUGGCCACACGAUAGGUCAACGUGGUGAACAGUUAUUUUAGAAACGCAUCCCACCGCGGCUCUCCAUUUAAAAUGCCUAUUUUACUUUUUCUGUUAGACACGUCCGCCUCUAUGAAUCAGCGCUCUUAUUUGGGUACGACGUAUCUGGACGUUGCUAAAGGCGCGGUUGAGGUCUUUAUGAAGCUGCGUGCCCGAGAUCCGGCUAGUAGAGGGGACAGGUACAUGCUAGUUACAUUCGAUGAGCCGCCAUACGGAGUGAAGGCCGGCUGGAAGGAGAACCACGCCACCUUCAUGUGUGAGCUGAAGAACCUGCAGGCAUCGGGGCUCACGACGCUGGGGCACGCUCUGCGCACGGCGUUUGACCUGCUCAACCUCAACCGUCUGGUGUCUGGAAUCGACAACUACGGACAGGGCCGUAACCCGUUCUUCCUCGAACCAUCUGUGAUCGUCACGAUCACCGAUGGGAAUAGACUCACAAACAGCUCAGGGGUGCCAGAUGAGCUGCACCUCCCUCUGAACUCUCCUCUGGCUGGCAGCGAGCUCACCAAGGAGCCUUUUCGCUGGGACCAGAGACUGUUUGCUCUGGUGCUGAGGCUGCCAGGAGCAGCCGCACCAGACACCGAGCAACUCGGCAGCGUCCCCACAGAUGAGUCGGCCAUCACCCAGAUGUGUGAAGUCACAGGAGGACGAUCGUACUGCGUGCGAACACAAAGGAUGUUGAACCAGUGUCUGGAGUCCCUGGUCCAAAAGGUCCAGAGUGGCGUCGUCAUUAACUUUGAGAAGGCGGGCCCAGAUCCACCUCUGCUAGGAGAAGAAAACUCUGUGGAGUCCAGUCGAGCCGCGCCGUCUUUCAGCCCUCAACCCUGGCACAGCUGCCACAAACUCAUCUAUGUGCGACCAAACCCAAAGACGGGUGUUCCAGUGGGCCACUGGCCCAUACCAGAGUCCUUCUGGCCGGACCAGAACUCUCCAACCCUGCCGCCCCGCUCCGCUCACCCCGUGGUGCGUUUCUCCUGUGUGGACUGUGAGCCCAUGGUGAUCGACAAGCUUCCUUUUGACAAGUACGAGCUGGAGCCCUCGCCGCUCACGCAGUACGUUCUGGAAAGGAAGUCUCCACACAUGUGCUGGCAGGUGUUCGUUAGCAGCAGCGGGAAGCAGAACGACCUGGGGAAGCCGUUUGGCUACCUUAAAGCCAGCACCACUCUGACCUGUGUCAACCUGUUCGUCAUGCCUUACAACUACCCGGUUCUACUCCCGCUGCUCGAUGAUUUAUUUAAAGUUCACAAACUGAAACCAAACCUGAAGUGGCGGCAGGCCUUUGAGACAUACCUGAAGACGAUGCCUCCAUACUUCCUCCUGCCCUUAAAAAAGGCUUUAAGAAUGAUGGGUGCACCAAACCUGAUUGCGGACACCUUGGACUGUGGUCUGAGCUACAGCGUCAUUUCGUACCUGAAGAAGCUCAGCCAGCAGGCGAAAAUCGAAUCGGACCGUCUAAUUGUGUCCGUGGGGAAGAAAGCUCCUCAAGAAACUGGCAUAAAGGUGAAGAACCACUCCAGUUUACUCUCUCUGGCCCAUCGGCGGGACUUCAAGCAGCUUCUGCAGGGAAUCACCGGGGAGGGGCCCCUUCGCCUGGCGGACAUCAACUUUAAAGAGUUUGCCGGCUUUCAGAUCGCCCUUCCAAACAAGGAAGUAAAGCCUCAAACUUACCGCAACGCCUACGACAUCCCAAGACGAAAUCUUCUCGAUCAGCUCACCCGAAUGCGCUCAAACUUGCUGCGGACGUCUUUGAAACUAAUCCAGGGCCAAGACGAAGAUUCCCUGCACAGUAUUCCAGUGGCUCAGAUGGGAAACUAUCAGGAGUUCCUAAAAAUGAUGCCAUCUCCCUUGAGAGAAAUCGACCCUGACCAACCCAAAAGGCUGCACACGUUUGGGAAUCCUUUCAAGCAAGACAAAAAGGGGAUGAUGAUCGACGAGGCAGACGAGUUUGUAGCGGGACCUCAAAACAAGAAAAGAGGAAAUUCCAGUGAUUCCAGCUCGAGUGCCACGAUGAAGCGAAGGCGGAGCAUGUCGCCGCUGCUGCGAUGGCCACAGGCUCCACCAGGAAACACCAACCAUGUGGUUCUAGGAAAGAGUCUGGCGGGGGUCCAGGGCCAGCAGAGCCCCCUCCAACACAAAGGGGACGGCAGCAACAUGGUGGCCCCUGAGAGCAACGGCGACAGCGUUCUCGGACUCGACUCCGCAGAGCUCUGGUCCUCUGAGGUGGACACAGAGGGGUCCACGUUGACUCCAUCUUCUCUGGGUUUAGAAGAGAAGGUGGGGGCGGGGUGUGAAGAGGACAUCGGUGUGGGGGAGGACACAGAGGAGAAAGAUCACCUGGAGGAGCUGCUGGAGGACAAGCACAGCUGUGAACGUCUGAGUCCACGGAGCGAGGCGGACAGCACCGAGGCCGACUCUGCAGAGCUGGACGCCAUUUUCAUCGCCCCGCUGGACGGCUGUCAGGCAGAGCUGCGGGGCCGAGUCAUCAAGGAGGUCCGCAAGCCUGGACGAAACUACGAGGCGAUCCUGGGUCUUCUGCAGCAGGUGAGAGGCUCAGUAAACCUGCAGAAGUACUUCAUCCAGCACGCCAUUAAAGAAGCUGUCAGGUUCAAAAAGCGGGUCUUGAUCCAGCAGCUGGAGGACGCCCUCACCGAGCUGGAGGAGAAGCAAAGCGCGUGCUCCCAGCUGCCCAACCACCACGGGACAUAG
This is a messenger RNA of Nematolebias whitei (Rio pearlfish), 2781 nucleotides long. It is a transcript of the gene ints6l, whose product is annotated as integrator complex subunit 6 like. The coding region runs from base 109 to 2781 and encodes 890 amino acids. Gene Ontology annotation, biological process: snRNA 3'-end processing. NCBI's taxonomy places the organism in Eukaryota, Metazoa, Chordata, Actinopteri, Cyprinodontiformes, Rivulidae. The transcript has 18 exons. The record is from RefSeq and is a predicted model, not a curated record. Gene Ontology annotation, cellular component: integrator complex.